AGUUACAGUGCUGAAGCCGAAGGCCAAGAAUUAACCAGCUCUUCAGCCAAGCAAAUCUUCUACUCACUAUGCUUCCUUCUGCCAUUCAUUUUUAUCUCUUUCCCCUUGCAUGCAUCCUAAUGAAAAGCUGUUUGGCUUUUAAAAAUGAUGCCACAGAAAUCCUUUAUUCACAUGUGGUUAAACCUGUUCCAGCAAACCCCAGCAGCAACAGCACGUUGAAUCAAGCCAGAAAUGGAGGCAGGCAUUUCAGUACCACUGGACUGGAUCGGAACACUCGGGUUCAAGUGGGUUGCCGGGAACUUCGUUCCACUAAAUACAUUUCCGACGGCCAGUGUACUAGCAUCAGUCCUCUGAAAGAGCUUGUAUGUGCCGGCGAAUGCUUGCCCCUACCAGUGCUCCCCAACUGGAUCGGGGGAGGCUAUGGAACAAAGUAUUGGAGCCGGAGGAGUUCCCAGGAGUGGAGGUGUGUCAAUGACAAAACGCGCACCCAGAGAAUCCAGUUGCAGUGCCAAGAUGGCAGCACGCGCACCUACAAAAUCACGGUGGUCACCGCCUGCAAGUGCAAGAGGUACACCCGGCAGCACAAUGAGUCCAGUCACAACUUCAAGAGUAUGCCGCCUGCCAAGCCAGCCCAGCAUCACAGAGAGCGGAAAAGAGCCAGCAAAUCCAGCAAGCACAGCAUGAGUUAG
Messenger RNA from Chrysochloris asiatica (Cape golden mole), 689 nucleotides. It is a transcript of the gene SOSTDC1, whose product is annotated as sclerostin domain containing 1. The record is from RefSeq and is a predicted model, not a curated record. NCBI's taxonomy places the organism in Eukaryota, Metazoa, Chordata, Mammalia, Afrosoricida, Chrysochloridae. Gene Ontology annotation, molecular function: BMP binding. The coding region runs from base 69 to 689 and encodes 206 amino acids. Gene Ontology annotation, biological process: negative regulation of Wnt signaling pathway; negative regulation of BMP signaling pathway. The transcript is spliced from 2 exons.